AUGGAAGCGCCGCAAUCUGAGCAAUGGCAGCAGCGGGAGGGAUCACGCGUCGAGGCGAAAGCUGGCGGAGAAAUGGCCGAUGAAGCGUUCAUUGACGGGGGAGACGGGGGAAUGAGCGGCCCGCCUAGUCCUAUAGGCAACGCUGCUGGCAAUCUUAUAACUGCCUCUGCCGAAAACCGUUCUAAUAGCCCCAUGAUUCCAGCGAACUAUGUCACAGCCUCGCCCUGUUUCAGAUCUCCUGUUGCCCCGCCCUCCCCGUCGUUAACCCUCUCCCCCUCCCCCGCGCUCCUCCCGUCGCCCGCCAUGCCCCACACUCACUCCGCUCCCCGCGCGCCCUCCGCCAUUCCGCCCCUUCCCGCAAGUCUUCCCACUCUCCCCGCGAGCGUUCCGCGGGUAACCGCAGGGUUGCCCCCACUGUCUGCGGGGCCUUUUUCCUCCCCGGAGCCGCGCACUCCCCCUGCCGUUCCGCGCCUGCGCUUUCAGCGCAAUCCGCGGAGCCUAUUUGGGCGGGGAACGGGGGAGAGAGCGGAAGGACUGGGGCUGCUAGACUUGCCCCAAGAGGUCGUGGUGCGGAUUGUCUGUUGUCUCCGGCACCACGAGCUCUCCUCUCUACUCCUCACCUCCAAAGCUGUCAGCGAUGCGGUGCUGACAGCGCGUGCCAUCCACUUUGACUUUACCACGCCGGACGUGGACAGGAGGGGCGGCAGCAGGAACAACCACCACUCCCGGGGGCUACGCUGGAGAAGGGGGGGCGGGGGGAGGCACCGCACAUUGGGGGGAGCAAGGGCGCUGAGGUGA
Messenger RNA from Closterium sp. Yama58-4, 798 nucleotides. Lineage: Eukaryota; Viridiplantae; Streptophyta; Zygnematophyceae; Desmidiales; Closteriaceae. The record is from the annotation of a GenBank genome assembly.